AUGGAUUUCCGGAGGAGGCGGGUUCAACUUCUUUCCUUCAUCGUUGGGGUCAUCAGUCUCAGUAUUGCUGCCGAAAAAUGCAGGCUACUCGUAGGAGAAGACUCAUCAUCUCAAAGCGGAAAGUUUACAAUCUUCGACUGCUUCGACAUGAGCACAGGGACCCUAGCAUGCAUGGUCAAGGAAGGUGUGAAGCUCUACGUCUACAACAUGAGAUCUUCACACGUAGAAAAGGCAAGGAAUUUGGCAAUCGAGCAGGCAAUACACGAUGCAAUGCAGCAAGGGAUAUCAGCGAAAGAUGUUGCUAAGCAAGCGCAAAAGGAAGGUGCAAAGGCAGCUAAGUUGGCUACUAGAAAAGCCAAAAGGAUCGUAGGGCCUAUCAUCUCUUCGGGUUGGGACUUCUUUGAGGCGGUCUACUAUGGCGGGACCAUAACUGAAGGGUUCCUGAGGGGUACUGGGACCUUGUUUGGAGCGUAUGCUGGCGGGUUUUAUGGGGAGCAAGGGAUUGGAAGAGUUGGGUAUCUGGUUGGGAGUGAGUUGGGCAGUUGGAUUGGAGGGAGAAUUGGGUUGAUGGUGUAUGAUGUGGUGAAUGGAUUGCAUUACUUGGUCACUGCUGUUGAACCAUAG
Molecule: messenger RNA, 624 nt
Organism: Linum trigynum
Lineage: Eukaryota; Viridiplantae; Streptophyta; Magnoliopsida; Malpighiales; Linaceae
Source: the annotation of a GenBank genome assembly